Morus notabilis is the source of this 1177-nucleotide messenger RNA. RefSeq names its product gamma-interferon-inducible lysosomal thiol reductase. NCBI's taxonomy places the organism in Eukaryota, Viridiplantae, Streptophyta, Magnoliopsida, Rosales, Moraceae. Gene Ontology annotation, molecular function: oxidoreductase activity, acting on a sulfur group of donors, disulfide as acceptor. The transcript has 5 exons. The record is from RefSeq and is a predicted model, not a curated record. The coding region runs from base 137 to 919 and encodes 260 amino acids.
CUCUCUGUGUUUGAAAAUAAUGAAUGAAUGAAUGAAUCUUCGCAGAUUCAGUAUAUUCUUCAACGUCUGAGAUAACCCUUUUCCCCCACAAGCAAAGAUAAAUUCUGGGUUUUUGUUUUUUUGUUUUUUUUUCUCAAUGGGUUUCUCUAGAAGGGCGAUAUUUUCCCAAUCUCUUGUUCUCUCUUGCCUCGUUUCGUUCGUGUCGUUUUGUCCCUCUCCGAGUUGGGCUUUGAAGAGUGAAAUCUUGGCUUCGGAUUCUGGGAAAGUGUCGUUAGGACUGUAUUACGAAUCCCUUUGCCCUUUCAGCGCUAGCUUCGUAGUGAAUUACCUGGUCAAGCUCUUCGAAGACGAUCUUAUCUCUAUCGUCGAUCUCAACCUCGUCCCUUGGGGUAACGCCAAGAUCAGGGGCAGCAACUAUACUGUCGUUUGCCAGCAUGGUACAUAUGAAUGCUUACUGAACACAGUGGAAGCCUGUGCAAUCGAUAUUUGGCCUGAGCUGAACAAGCAUUUUCCUUUCAUUUAUUGCAUUGAGGAGUUGGUGUUUGAGCGCAAGUAUACCCAGUGGGAAAGUUGUUUUGAGAAAUUGAACUUGGAUCCAAAACCCGUGACUGAUUGCUACACUGGAGAAUACGGAAAAGAGCUUGAGUUGCGAUAUGCAGCUGAAACAGAUGCCCUUCAACCUCCUCAUGAAUACGUGCCUUGGGUAGUCGUUGAUGGGCAACCACUUUAUGAGGACUACGAAAACUUUUUAAGCUACAUCUGCAAGGCUUAUAAGGGCACUGCGGCACAGACCGCUUGCAGUAAGUUAUCCCUCAAUACCAUUAAAAUGGAAGGAGCUGAGCUUAGUAGUCCUGUCUGCUACAAAGAGGAAGAGAAGAUUCCAACAUCAUGGAGUAGAAUAAAAUCAGCCAUAAUGUGAUGGAUGCGCCAGAUGAAUAUGGCAGCUUCGGCAUAGAUGUUCUGCAGUUGUGUAGUAAACUGUCUCUGGAAUCUGCUAGUGCUAUUAUCCAUAAAGCUUGUUUAUAUUAUCGUGAACUUUAGAUGAGACUGUACUGAAUCUUUUUAUACGCUGGGUCAGUUUUCUUUUCCGUGUCAAACAAUUACGAGAAUGACAAUAAUGCUUGUGCUAAAGACGGGUGUUUUUACGUUUGUGUUGAAUGACGAAAAUUGCAGUCAA